This is a messenger RNA of Ascochyta rabiei, 342 nucleotides long. RefSeq lists its product as uncharacterized. The transcript is spliced from 2 exons. Lineage: Eukaryota; Fungi; Ascomycota; Dothideomycetes; Pleosporales; Didymellaceae. Gene Ontology annotation, biological process: carbohydrate transport; transmembrane transport. The record is from RefSeq and is a predicted model, not a curated record. Gene Ontology annotation, molecular function: carbohydrate:proton symporter activity. The coding region runs from base 1 to 342 and encodes 113 amino acids. Gene Ontology annotation, cellular component: membrane.
AUGGGCACAGCAAUCGGCUGUGUCCUUGUCAUCAUUGGAUUCAUCAUCCAAGCGCUACCACAAGCCAGCAACCCCAACGCGAUGUUCCUCGCGGGCAGGUUCAUUAUGGAAAUGGGCAGCAACAUCUUCAACAAAACCUGUCCACUCCUGAUCACCAAGGCCUCCCACCCACGACACAUAGGUCGGGUAACGACCAUUUACAACACCCUUUGGUACAUGGGCUCCAUCUUUGCUGCUUGGACCACAUACGGUACGCUCACACACAUCACCUCGGACCUGUCCUGGAGACUGCCCAUUGGACUCCAGUGUGCCAUGCCAGACAUUCAGCUGCUCUUCGUAUAA